GCUAAAACCCUCUAGUCGUAAUUUUUAAAUUUUACAAACAAAUGUGAAACGUCAGACAAACUCAUUGAUGGUGUAAUCAAGUUUUGACUUAAUGUUUGUGAAAGAGAAGUGACAUGCUAAAAGAAAUAACCUUAACUGACCCUCAGAACAUUGACGCCGGAGAUAGUUGUUGUCGUCGUCAAGAGACUUGGUGCAGAUACUUUUGAGAAUGUUAUUGACCAGCUGAAAGCCAAUGUGGAAUGCUUCCUCUUGACUAAAUUGUGUAUUUGCACGUAACACAUGCAGAUCGGUUGCCCAAUGAAAGUCUUAUUUCAUUCAACGCCACAUUGGGCAACUUGCCCAUGAAUGAUGAGGAUGAAAUGAUGAGAACAACACAACACCCAGUCCAUGAGCGGAGAAAAUCUCCAACCCUGCUGGGAAUGUGAAUCCGGGCCAACUUGCAUGGGAGAAGAUGGCAUCAGGGAAAUGCAGAAGUUCUGUUUGUGGUGCAACUCUCAUCAAACAAGAGCCAGUUGAGGCUGACCCACGUGCAUCCCCAGAGCAAGAGAUCGAGCACAUAUCUGUUAAGCAAGAAACUCCUGUUGAUGCCAAACCACUUGCAUCCUCCAAGCAAGAGAUGGAGUAUGUAUCUGCUGAGGAAGAAACUCCAGAGUGGGAUGUGCCUGAUGACCACAAUAGUACACAUGAUCCAAAAAGCAUCAUCAAAGAGGAGAGUUCAUCUUCGGAAGACUUUCUCAGCCCUAGCGCUCCCAGUAUUGAGGAUGACGACGAGGAAGAUGAGGAUGCAGUGAGUGAGGACGACUUUCAGGAGCUCAAGCAUGAAGUGGAGUCAAGAAGUAGUGGCAGUGAACCAGAAAGUUCCAUUGGUGUUGGUGUGGACAACGACAAUGACACUAACGGAGACAACAGCGGUUUGAUUACCAGCAUUCCACUGCAUUCGUGCAGUGUGUGUCAGAAAAUGUUCAGAAGAAGUACCUAUUUGAAGAAACACUUCAGAGUUCACAGUGGUGAACGCCCAUACAGCUGUGGCGUAUGCAACAAGACUUUUGCGCAAAGUUGGGCACUGAAACAGCAUUCGCGGUGGCACACAGGCGAGCACCCAUACGACUGUAGCGUUUGCAGCAAGGCAUUCAUGCAUAAAUCUGAUCUGAAGAAGCACUUCCGGGUGCACACUGGUGAACGUCCGUACACCUGUGACGUUUGCAACAAGACUUUUGUACAAAAUAGUGCGUUGAAGCAACAUUCACGAUUGCACACUGGCGAGCGUCCGCACGUCUGUGGUAUGUGCAACAAGACAUUCGCUGUAAGUUCUUCACUGAAGCGGCAUUCACAAGUGCACACUAGUGAACGCUCGCAUAGCUGUAGUGUUUGCAACAAGACAUUCAGACACAGUAGUAGCCUGAAGGACCAUUUGCGAAUCCACAGCGAUGAGCGCCCCUACGUAUGUGGCAUUUGCAACAAGACAUUCGCUCAAAGUUGGGCACUGAGGCACCAUUCACGACUGCACAGUGGUGAUCGCCCAUACAGCUGUUGCAUUUGCAGAAAGACAUUCAGAGACAGAGAAGAAGUGAAGAAGCAUACACGAUUCCACACUGGCGACCGCCCAUACAUCUGUGGUGUUUGCAACAAGACUUUCGCUCUAAGUUCUUCGCUGAAGCGGCAUUCUCGAGUGCACACUGGUGAACGCCCACACAGCUGUGAUAUUUGCAACAAGGCAUUCAGAUGCAGUAAUAGCCUGAAGAAGCAUAUGCGCAUGCACACUGGCGAGCGCCCGUACGUAUGUGGCAUUUGUAACAAGACAUUCGCGCAAAGCUGGGCGCUGAAGCAACAUUCACGAUUGCACACCGGUGAACGCGUGCACAGCUGUGGCAUUUGCAACAAGACAUUCACUCGAAGUUCUGCACUGAAGAAGCAUUCACAGCUGCACACCAACGAAUGCCUAUAAAGCUGUCAAGUGUGUCAUAUCCCUUUACACCCCGAAAUAUUUUACAUUGUGCAAGAACUGCAAGUAGCAUUAUUAUAGUGUCCUGAUGUCAUUGAUUGCAGAAAAAAAUACUGC
This is a messenger RNA of Schistocerca cancellata (South American locust), 2059 nucleotides long. Its product is annotated as zinc finger protein 501-like. Gene Ontology annotation, cellular component: nucleus. The record is from RefSeq and is a predicted model, not a curated record. The transcript has 10 exons. Gene Ontology annotation, biological process: regulation of transcription by RNA polymerase II. Bases 452 to 1945 code for a protein of 497 amino acids. Lineage: Eukaryota; Metazoa; Arthropoda; Insecta; Orthoptera; Acrididae. Gene Ontology annotation, molecular function: RNA polymerase II cis-regulatory region sequence-specific DNA binding; DNA-binding transcription factor activity, RNA polymerase II-specific.